AUCGAAUUAGAACCCAAACCUAUAUAUGGUUCCGUGUAAAUAAACUCCGUCACCAGUCUCAAAAUGAAGUACUUGAUUCUUAUAUUUCUAGCCACUUCAGUGGCAGGACUACGUUACAAGUUCCAUCGUUAUUUAGACCGAUCUCAUAAACAUGAAAACCUAAUUGGAUCCACCUACUCGGCGGAGAUGGCCUUAGGAAUGCUAUUCGUUGGGGCCGCAGGAGAGACGGCCGAAGAACUGUGGCGUGCUCUGAAUUUAACCAAUAGAGAGGAUGUAUUGGGAAAGUUCGAGGACCUUCAAAACAUGCAACCUUACACCAUCGAAAUGUUUAAUUACCUGCUCGUUAAUAGGAAAUAUAAGGUAAAAGAGACAUAUAUCAAGCAGGUGGCGCAGUACUUUGAGGGCGUAAUCGAUUCUGUGGACAUGAACAACUCAAAAGCGGUGACUUCUAAAGUUAACAAGUGGGUAAAUGACCGAACUCAUGGCACGGUCAAAAAACUAAUGUCAUAUGUAGGACCUGAUGUCAAUGGAAUACUGCUAAAUGUGCUUUAUUUCAAAGGCCAAUGGGCGAAGAAGUUCGAUCCGUCACUGACCCAACAAGAUUAUUUCCAUGUGUCGGACACAAAAAGUAUCCCUGUCCAGAUGAUGGUUAUGCGAGGCAGGUUCCGGGCGGAACGAUUCUUCCAUUUGGGUAUCAAAGUUAUUGAGUUGCCGUUCAUGAAGGAUGGCCUUGUGAUGCUCAUCUAUUUGCCCACCAGUAGCGACGGCCUCGACGAACUGGAGGAAAAAAUUCAGGAAUCCACGUUGCCUCAAGAACGUCAGUUGGUAAACCUGAGGCUUCCAAAGUUCAGAAUCUCAACUAAAACCAAACUAAAGUCGAUUCUCAAUCAGUUUGGCAUCCAAAACUUAUUUUCGCCUGCAGCGAAUCUAACUGGCAUCGUAGAAGAUAGCAAUUUCCACAUCGAUGAUGUUAUACAGGACGCAUUCAUUGAGAUCAAUGAGGAUGGCAUUGAGACAGCGGCUGUCACAGGGGGACGGUCCCCAGCGAUGGACUUUACAGCCAAUAUUCCAUUUGCCUACGUUAUUCGGGAUAGUCACGAAAUUUACUUUCAGGGUCAUGUCAUCGAGCCUGAGUGGGAUAUAUGAACGACCCGGUUUAACAUUUAAAAUUUAAUACACAAAUAAAAUUACUAGUGUAUAAAUUCUCCUGUGACUUAUUUAAUUAAUCCCAGGAACAGAUUCCCAAA
Messenger RNA from Drosophila serrata, 1247 nucleotides. RefSeq names its product serine protease inhibitor 42Dd-like. Gene Ontology annotation, molecular function: serine-type endopeptidase inhibitor activity. The record is from RefSeq and is a predicted model, not a curated record. NCBI's taxonomy places the organism in Eukaryota, Metazoa, Arthropoda, Insecta, Diptera, Drosophilidae.